This is a messenger RNA of Astyanax mexicanus (Mexican tetra), 3582 nucleotides long. Its product is annotated as gastrula zinc finger protein XlCGF7.1-like. Gene Ontology annotation, molecular function: RNA polymerase II cis-regulatory region sequence-specific DNA binding; DNA-binding transcription factor activity. NCBI's taxonomy places the organism in Eukaryota, Metazoa, Chordata, Actinopteri, Characiformes, Acestrorhamphidae. The record is from RefSeq and is a predicted model, not a curated record. Gene Ontology annotation, biological process: regulation of transcription by RNA polymerase II. Bases 205 to 1107 code for a protein of 300 amino acids. The transcript has 2 exons.
UCUCUCUCUCUCUCUCUAUCUCUAUCUCUCUAUCUCUCUUUUAAAGAAAUAAAAAUAUUCCUGGUUUUCUCCAGAAAUUCAUCACUACCAACAACCAGGAUAAUUAACAAAAAGCAAUGUUAAACUGCUGAAAGAGGUGAAGUACAAGCCGUCCAGAAGAAUCUCCUGAAAACGCAGAAAUUGUUUGCUACAUUUCACAGACAGAUGGAGCCAAGUCCCAACAUGGAGAAACAUCAGCACUCUGUCAAGAGUUUUACUAAACAGAGUGAUCUCAAAAAACACCAGCGCAUUCACACAGGAGAGAAACCACAUCACUGCUCAGACUGUGGGAAGAGUUUUACUAAACAGAGUAAUCUCAAAAAUCACCAGCGCAUUCACACAGGAGAGAAACCGUAUUACUGCUCAGACUGUGGUAAGAGUUUUACUAGACAGAGUAAUCUCAAAAAACACCAGCGCAUUCACACAGGAGAGAAACCGUAUCACUGCUCAGACUGUGGGAAGAGUUUUACUAAACAGAGUACUCUCAAUAAUCACCAGCGCAUUCACACAGGAGAGAAACCGUAUUACUGCUCAGACUGUGGGAAGAGUUUUACUAAACAGAGUACUCUCAAUAAUCACCAGCGCAUUCACACAGGAGAGAAACCGUAUUACUGCUUAGACUGUGGAAAGAGUUUUACUGAACAGAGUACUCUCAAAAUUCACCAGCGCAUUCACACAGGAGAGAAACCGUAUUACUGCUCAGACUGUGGGAAGAGUUUUAAUCAACAGAGUCAUCUCAAUAAUCACCAGCGCAUUCACACCGGAGAGAAACCGUAUUACUGCUCAGACUGUGGGAAGAGUUUUACUACACAGAGUACUCUCAAUAAUCACCAGCGCAUUCACAUAGGAGAGAAACCUUAUUACUGCUCAGACUGUGGGAGGAGUUUUACUCAACAGAGUAAACUCAAAAAACACAAGUGCAUUCACACAGGAGAGAAACCUUAUUACUGCUCAGACUGUGGGAGGAGUUUUACUCAACAGAGUAAACUCAAAAAACACAAGUGCAUUCACACAGGAGAGAAAACUAUCCCAAAUUUGUUCCACUGCAAUAAAAAGCGCAAAUCGUAAAUCUUUCAGACAGAACACCUUAUCCUACACAAAUGUUUCACUUUGUCACUUGGGACACGUUCCACCAGAAACAAACAUGAACUGAAUUUAACAAUGGAUUUUACAGGUUCAGCAAAAUGAAUCUGAUCCAGCGAUGAUGUUUAUUGAAUUUAAUGUUAUGUUUUCUUGCAUGUUUGAUAUUCCAGGACAUUCUUCGUGAGACACAGCUCAGUUUUUAGGGUAGUUACGGUAGGAGUUCAGUUCUGAAGAAGGGAAGGUUGUUUAAGUUCGAGUGAGGGCACUGCCAGUGCUUGCACCAGAUGUUAGGUUAGCAUAAUUUAGUCUUUAAAAUGUAGAUGUUGCUAGGAGUACAGUAGGAUUCUUAGUCUGCAACUAAGCAUUUUGGAUCAAACCUUCAGUGCUUAUGCCUAAAAGGUUUUGAAUGCAUUUAAUCGCUUUUCUAGUAUAUACAGAUUCAAUUAUUUCCAUUAAUUUCUAGUAUCUCUGUUUUUCCUCUGUGGAAGCCGUCCUCAGUUCCCCAAGCUUAGCAUAGCUUACUUUAAUGCUAUCAACUGCCAGGCCACCCAUAUGAAAGGAUAAGGGGAAAACACCACCUGAGGAACUCCAGAGAGAGAGUGUGCUUCCAAAAGUGUGACCCAGAGCCACAGAGAGACGACACUGUGCCAGGUGGAGCAUUCAGACCCCACAGAGAGGCCAACAAAAUCUUUUCCAGAGGUUUAAUAAAACGCUCCAGCCGUAGUUCUCAUACUGAAAUCAACCCCCUCCAGACCUGUAUAGCGCAGUAAAGUUGCUGGCUCAUUUAUUGCCCCUGCUGUUGUUCUCUCUGUUACCAUAGAGGGAUAUUUGGUUAAUGUUUAACUCAAGUUUUUUACUCUUUUUCUUAUUAGAUAUUGUAUCUUGCUUAAGACUUUUUAAUCUCCAAAGUUACUAAGAAUAUCCAAUUGAUUUAGUUCAUUGAUUGUUUUUAUCCAGUACCAACUAUUAUCCUUGCAUUGCUUCACAUCUAUAUUUACUAGGGGUGCAGGAAAAAAUCGAUUGGAGCUAACAUUGAACGAUUCAGAAUCGAUUCUCAUUUUCCAAAAAAACGUGUUUUUUGGGUGAAGCUACUGUCGCGCUGAGCUUUUUAACUGUCCCUGCGGAGCUCUUUAACUGUUAAAAAGCUCUGCGCGACAGUAGGUGAACUCCCAGUUAGGCAACAGAGGGGUGUGCAUGCUAAAAGCUAGUGUAUUUAGUAUCUUCUCUGCUUGUUACAUAAUUAUAGCCUAUCUAACGUUCCACUCUUGACCUUGUGGCUGUUUGAGGUUUUUUUCCAGUUUUAACAAUGUCUUCCUUUUAGAAAUGAAUACAGGAUUAGUCAACCAUGCUAGAAAUUAAUCAUUCAUUAUUGUGGCACUGUCACUAUAUUGCAAAAAUAUUUUAUACAGUAAGGAACCUAAGUUUAUUGUUUGAAAUAAAUGUUCUGUUUGUUUAAAUUGUCCUUUCAUCUUUUUAUCUUCUCACAUAAUUUAAACAAAAUUUAUAGGCCAUUUGAAUUGAUAAAUCAUUCUAGAAUCGAAAAUUGUUUCUGAAUCGAACCUUGACCCCAAAAAUCGGAAUCAAAUCAAAUCGAAACACUGAGAGAUUCAUACCCCUAAUAUUUACUCGUGUGUGUUUCAAUAAAAUGCUUUUAUAUUGCAAGAUCUGCAAUCUCGUGUUUUCUCACUAUAUGGUUGAUAACCUUUCUGUGACCUGGAACCUAUCCAUCCUGAGCCUGUUUUAUGUUAUUAUUUGGUGAAGGGUGUGAUUGGAGAUAACCACACCUGCACACUCUUAUUUUUAAAUGUUUUAUACAUUUAUAUAUACAGUUAUUACUUUUUCUGUUCACUUAAUAAUUUAUUUAAAAACUGCUUUCUUUUUAACUGUCACAAUGACGCAGGGCUUUGAAGGUUGUUUGUACUUUUUCAGAAAUCAGGAAGGUCAGAGUGUUUUCAUCAACAAUGAGAGCUGUGAGGAGAACGUGGCCCUGAGUGGCAGAGAAGCUUCACUGCUGUUCUGCUGUUCUGGGACCAGUGCAUAUGAACUAGGAGACAACAAGCUAUCUGAGUGAAGUGCUGGGAACCUCUCCUCAGAUAUCCAGCGCUUGCCUGUUCUACACGCCGUAAAGUCGCACACAGGCCAGAAGAUAUUUCCAUCCACUCUUUUCCUCUGUUUCAUCUUCUCACAGACUUUAGGGCACAUAAGGAUUGUUUGGAACACAAGGACUGUCUGCUGUGUUCAUGAAGGACACAGAGCUGAACAACAUCAUGCUGCUUGGAUUAAGUCUGGAGGGCUCCCUCUCUCUCUCUGGGUUGUGAAUGUGUUGAUCUAUCACGAUUUUAUUACACUAUGUGUUCACUCGUUGAUGUACUUUUAUUCUUUUCUAAUAUAUAUUUAUAUAUAUAUGUAAUGCUGAAACUAUGCUUUUUCCAGUGAACUUUCAUACAUUUUAAAUUCUAA